GACCUGCUCUGUGCCCCUCCCCCUGCCAGGAGCUGCGGUGGAAGUGUCACAAUCCUGGGGCGGGGGUCGAAUCUGCCCCCACCCCCGCGCGCGGUACAGGACAUUAUUUUAAAGACCAUGUCUGGAAGUUUCUACUUUGUAAUAGUUGGUCAUCAUGAUAAUCCAGUAUUUGAAAUGGAAUUUCUACCUUCUGGAAAAGUGGAGUCCAAGGAUGAUCAUCGUCAUCUCAACCAGUUCAUAGCUCAUGCUGCUCUUGACCUAGUAGACGAGAACAUGUGGCUGUCUAACAACAUGUACCUGAAGACAGUGGACAAAUUUAAUGAAUGGUUUGUUUCUGCUUUUGUCACUGCAGGACAUAUGAGAUUUAUUAUGCUUCAUGAUGUAAGACAAGAAGAUGGAAUUAAAAACUUCUUUAGUGAUGUCUAUGACUUGUAUAUAAAGUUUGCAAUGAAUCCAUUCUAUGAACCCAAUUCUCCUGUUCGAUCGAGUGCAUUUGACAGAAAAGUGCAAUUUCUUGGGAAAAAACAUCUUUUAAGCUGAAUACUUUUAAAUAGACUUUAUUGUACCUUCAUGAAUAUCUGAACUGUAAUUAACUUAAAUAACCUGGUAAGUUUUCAGCAUGUUUGACAUCUUUUUGGAGACUUAAGACAAAUCAGAUGCCCCAUAAUUUUUUUCCAGUGACAACUAAAAACCAGUUGAGCUUUUGGGGUUAUGAGAAAUACUAUAAAAAUCCUUCCAGGUGCCAUGUGUUAAAGUGUUUAAACAAACAAGUCAGUAUAAACAGUGGUAGUAAAUCAAUUGCUGUAUUCCAAAGUUAGAGGCAUCAGUAUAUCAUGGUUGCCUUAUCACUUCAGAGAUGAAAAGCAGAUCUCUUCUGUUUAUGUAGCCUGUUGGAAAGAAAUCCGAUCUAAAUGCAAAAAAGCUUGUGGGGGUGGGGGGUAUAUUUCACAAUUAUAUGACUUAGCACAAAGAAGAGGGAAGUUCUUAAUUGUUAGAUCUAAAGGGAGAAAUAUUGGUUAAUUUAGGAAGAUUAAAGCUUGCUAUGUUUGUCACAGUCCUUAAAUAGGAAACUCUUGCAAAGCACAAUACCAGACUAAUUCCCCCCUCCCCCUGUCAUGUGAGCCACAGAGCUGCAUCCCAGAAUGCUGUGGUUAAAGAAACAUCUGGGGCUAGUACUUAAGACCUUGCAAUACUAUUUUCCAGUAAGUCAGCAACUCUCAAUCUGCUUUUUUUUUAAUAAGAUCAAAACUGCUGAACAAUGUACUGCAUGGUUGAUGCAAGGAACCUAUACCUGCACAUUGGGCCAAUGAAGGAAUAAAGAAAAUAUAUCAAAAGAUUUACAGACAUUCUUCCCUAACUUAAGCUGUUUCUUUUCAGGACAGUGCUUAAUCAUAUAUCUAAGUUCUAUUGAAGUAAAUAGAAGUUGAGUGUUGAAGCGCCCUCCUGAAUAGGGAACUUGAACUAUUUUUUGAGGUUGUCUAGGGUGCAAGGCAGAGUUUGGACCAUUCUGUUUACUAUUCAGCACUACAAAAUAUAGUAACUUUUGCAAGCA
Malaclemys terrapin pileata is the source of this 1552-nucleotide messenger RNA. It is a transcript of the gene TRAPPC2, whose product is annotated as trafficking protein particle complex subunit 2. The coding region runs from base 118 to 540 and encodes 140 amino acids. Gene Ontology annotation, biological process: endoplasmic reticulum to Golgi vesicle-mediated transport. NCBI's taxonomy places the organism in Eukaryota, Metazoa, Chordata, Testudines, Emydidae. Gene Ontology annotation, cellular component: cytoplasm; TRAPP complex; nucleus. The transcript has 5 exons. The record is from RefSeq and is a predicted model, not a curated record.